Suillus subalutaceus is the source of this 1653-nucleotide messenger RNA. RefSeq names its product WD40-repeat-containing domain protein. NCBI's taxonomy places the organism in Eukaryota, Fungi, Basidiomycota, Agaricomycetes, Boletales, Suillaceae. The transcript is spliced from 2 exons. The record is from RefSeq and is a predicted model, not a curated record. Gene Ontology annotation, molecular function: protein binding. Bases 457 to 1653 code for a protein of 398 amino acids.
CUUCUACUUAACGAGUCAUCGCUCGUUACUUAUACUUUUUGAUAUAGCUAGCCUAUCCCCAUCCCUCUUUCUCCACGUUGCCGCCGGCAUGAGCGACACAAGGGACGAUGAAGACGAUACGGCCAAGAACCCAACCCUUUGCCUAAUGUGCUGCUAGUGUCAGGAAACUGGCUUCGGAUAUGCAUGGGGCUUGCAAGGUAUGGGUAAUCAUUGAUACUGCAAGAAUCAAUGUGUUGUUCUUGUUCUUGUUCUUGUUGUGUCGAUCUUUCAUCCGUUUGAACACCUUUGUCAACGCUUCCUUUGGUGCAUGUCGCGUACUAUGCCCAUCUGAGAUCAUCAUCACUCUCGAGAGGGUUCGAUGCAAUACACUGUAGCAGGGCAUCCAGAAGGAAUGUUAUUUCGUGCAGUUCAGUCGAUAUUCGUGUAGUCCGAUACUGGCGAUACGCAGGAGUCUCCAUGUGCACGAGGUUCUUAGCAUUUGCAAUAAGCGCUCUUUCGGCUCCUUCGGGUGUGAUCCCUACCGGUCCCUGGCCUUUCUAUAAAGAUUAUGUUUGCCUAUUGCUGAUCUACUCUCCCUCGACUGAUCUAUCCUCAGAUCCUCUUCCACUCUUCCAACGAUUACAUGGAGUCAUUCCUAUCACCAAUCCGAUCGCUCAAAGGCCACACUCACUGGGUGCAAGAAGUGGUAUUCUCGAAAAAAUCAAAGUCAUGGGCACGUCCAACAACGGGACUGUUCGGAUUUGGGAUGUAGUAGCAGGGAAACAAGUUGGAGCAUUGACAGGACACAAAAGUAGGACUUUCGGACUGGAUGUAUCGAUAGACGGAAGAAGAAUUGUGAGCGGGGCGGAGAACGGCAAGAUCAUUAUAUGGGAUGCACAGACGAAGAAGAAGAUCAGACAUCUAUUCAAACACACAAUGAGGGUCAUUUGCGGACGGUUCUUUCCUGAUGUGAGAACACUCGCCUCCGCAUUGUCCGACAGCACACUCAAGAUCUGGAAUGCAGAGACAGGAAAACUCGUGUUCAACAUCGAUGAUCACCAAGACGGUGUACUGACAGUAGCCUAUUCUCCAAAUAGAACCAAGAUUGCAAGUGGGUCAGACGAUCAGACGGUUCGCAUCUGGAACGCAGCGACUGGCAAGCAUCGCCGUCUCAUUUCUGCCUGUAAUGAUGGCCAGAUUUACUUCUGGAGUGCGCCUACUGGUGCUCAGCUCGGAUCCCCACUGCCUGCCCAUUCCAACAAGAUUAACUUGUUGGUCAUCCCACCUGAUGGUGAACUGAUAGCCAGUGCAUCCGUGGAUCACACAGCGAGGCUGUGGAGCACCUCUACCCGCAAACCUUUUGGUCAUAUGCUCCAGCAUGCCUCUGGGGUAAGCACAGUAGCCUGCUCGCCGGAUGGCCAGCUUGUCGCCACAGGUGGUACAAUCUUUCUGUGGGAUAUCUCGCAGGCGAUCAUCACCAUGACGAAUACCUUGUCGCCCUCGUUUGUUACUCCGGUGUCCCAUAUCACAAGCAACCUCGACCAGGUAAUGAAUUCGAGUCUUGUCUUAACAUCAGCAUAUCUAAUGCAGGUUGUCGUCAAGGUGUCGGGGUGGCUCCAGUCCUCCGUCAUCGGAGCUAGUGUCUUCCACGUCAAUGCCAGACGAGGGAACUGA